Messenger RNA from Phytophthora sojae, 446 nucleotides. RefSeq lists its product as hypothetical. The record is from RefSeq and is a predicted model, not a curated record. The transcript has a single exon. NCBI's taxonomy places the organism in Eukaryota, Oomycota, Peronosporomycetes, Peronosporales, Peronosporaceae. Bases 9 to 341 code for a protein of 110 amino acids.
UCGCCGUCAUGCUGUCUUGGCUGCACGCAGCGGAUCCGUUGACGGUGGAGGAGCUGCUGAACCUGCCAGAAGAGAAAAUCAUCAUGGAGGAGCCUACGGACGAAGACUUUUGCGCGCCAGUUGAGUCAGUGAAGGUCGCUAUUCCGCAGGCCAAACCGAAAUCAUCGGAUGAAGAGGGCGGACUCGGCGUUGAAGAGCUCAAGGAGCGUUUGAAAUGGAUUGCCAAGCUUCUGAUCUACGCCGACGAAAAGGGAAUUCCGGCGGAGUCCGUCAGCGGCAUGCGCAUGCUGCAGCGAGACUUCCGGGACCAGCUCAACAAGAAGCAGGGCGGCUCCAGCUAAGCCGAACUGUCAUUCCGGAACCGAAGAAGAACUUGCACAUUUGUAUCGGUGGCGAUGAGGAAACCACGGCCAGUAAGGCAGUGCAGUACACGUACAUUUUUCGUU